Molecule: messenger RNA, 1437 nt
Organism: Brugia malayi
Lineage: Eukaryota; Metazoa; Nematoda; Chromadorea; Rhabditida; Onchocercidae
Exons: 12
Coding region: 1-1437 (478 amino acids)
Biological process (GO): mitochondrial fusion
Source: RefSeq, a predicted model, not a curated record
AUGCGCUUACGAAUACCCAAUGGUUAUAUUGCAUUCCGAAGGACGACAGUAAUUGUAGGCUUCGGAAUAGGCAUUGGUGUUGCAGUAAUCGGUUAUUUCUAUAUAAAAAGAUUUUGGAGAAGUACUCAUAAGAAUGAACCUGAUGAAUGUAACGAUGCUACAGAAAUUCAUCCAAAUGGUCUUGUUAUAUCUCGAUUGCGAAGUGGUAGGACUAGAGGGGCACUAUCAAUUGGAUCGUCACAACGAAACUCAUCUAGACCAGGAAAUAUACCACCCGCUGAAUUGGACCUGAUUUCCAGUUUACAAUCGGUGCAAGAAAUAUUACAGCGGGUAGAACGAGCAGUUUCUUCAUUGGAUAUGGUGAAAAAUCGUUCAGAAAAAGAUUGUAGACGGGCUGAUUUACUCUCUUCUAUAUUAGACAGGUUGCGAAUUUUGGAAACAGACAUUAUAAGAGUAGUACAGGAAGGUGGUUAUGAAAAAGAAGUUCCACCUAGCGAUGAACAGUUUUGGUCAGCAGGAGGAUCGCAGCGUGCAGGCACUUUAUCAGUUCUCUCGGACGAAUCAUUUUGGUCAACUUAUGAAGAAUUUCCUAUGAGUAUAGAUGAUGUCGAUGUUUUGAUGCGAGAACCAUUGAACUUGGAUAAGAACGUAUUGCAUUUCUAUCUGGAGGGUAUAGCAGCUGUAGAAACCGGCGAAGUGAAUUGCAGAAAAAUAAGGACAGAAUUUUGUUGCUGUGAGGAUGAUGAUGAUUUUAAAGCUAAAGUUUGGUGCAUACGUCAAGCGUUCACUGAGAUUUUAUUAGAUGAGCAUAAUCGUGUAUGGUUAGCGCAAGCAGGACGUCAAUUAAUUGCAGAUUUACUGCGACAUGCCAGCAAAGAUCCUACUUCGUUUUAUUUAGCUUAUGAUGCUAUGAUGGAAUAUUUGAAUGAAACCCAGCAUCUGGAAAUUGUUGAUAAUGAGUUGAAACAAAGAGGAGUACCGGAAUUGGGUUUCUGGGAUAUCGUUCUAGACUACAUUCUGAUUGAUGCAUUUGAAGACCUUUCGCGACCACCAUCUGCUGUUUUAGCUGUUACAAGAAAUAUGUUUUUAAACCAGUCAAUGAAGGAAUCAACAUUAGUAACCGUGAUUUGGUCUAUGCUGAAAGCUAAACGUGCAAGACUUGCGGUAGCUGAUGGAUUUAUAUCACAUUUCUACAAUAUCUCGGAAGCAGCUUCUCCGUAUAUCACCUUAGGUUUCUUGGGGACUGAUGAACACUUACGCGAGUUAUGUCACUACUUCAAAGAACAAAUGUGUUCGUUUAUUGUUGAUAUAUUUAACGUGAAGAAAGUAAGAUAUACAUCGCUUAAGGAUUUGGCUGAGGAUAUACGACUAAUUCUCGAAACACGUCUUGAAAUGGUUCAAACUAGAUUAAGCACUGAAUUACUUCCCCCAUCAUGA